This is a messenger RNA of Paralichthys olivaceus (Japanese flounder), 4590 nucleotides long. The record is from RefSeq and is a predicted model, not a curated record. Lineage: Eukaryota; Metazoa; Chordata; Actinopteri; Pleuronectiformes; Paralichthyidae.
GUCGUGAAUGCAGCAUACGCCAAACCUCGAACGCUCAUUCACCGCACGCUGACCGAGCUGGCCGCUGGUUUACUCUCAAUCCAGCGGCGUGUGUACGGACUUAGUCGGUGUAUUUUCACACCAGCUGUACUGCAGUAACAGUAUAUAUCACCUGUAGUAUCAGCCGGUGGACAUUUCUGACUGGAAGCACACUUCCCCGGGUGGUGCAGCAGCGGUAACUAACGUGUCGUGUAAUGGCAGAGACGCGGAGGUCCGAUAAGCGGUGGGCUGUCAUCGAUAGUGUCCCACCAACGCUUUGACAGCCGUCUGUUGAUACCCCAGCGCCCCGAUCGACUCAUCAUUUUAAUCAUGCCUGGGAAACUGAAAGCCAAGAUUGUGGCAGGGCGUCACUUGCCUGUGAUGGACCGAGCCAGUGACCUUACUGAUGCUUUUGUAGAGGUUAAGUUUGGAAACACAACGUUCAAAACAGAUGUAUGUCCAAAAUCCCUCAAUCCACAGUGGAACUCGGAAUGGUUCAAAUUUGAGGUCGAUGAUGAGGACUUGCAGGAUGAGCCAUUGCAGAUCACAGUGUUGGACCAUGACACAUACAGUGCUAAUGAUGCCAUAGGGAAAGUUUACAUUGAUAUUGACCCGCUACUGUCCAAUGAGGCGGCCUCUGUCAUCUCUGGCUGGUUUCCUAUCUAUGACACCAUCCACGGAAUUCGAGGGGAAAUCAACAUCCUUGUCAAAGUGGAGCUCUUCAAUGAUCUGAACCGCUUCAGACAGUCCUCCUGCGGGGUUAAGUUCUUCUGCACCACAUCCAUUCCACGGUGCUACCGAGUAGCAAUGGUGCACGGCUUUGUGGAGGAACUUGUAGUGAAUGAAGAUCCAGAAUACCAGUGGAUCGACCGCAUUAGAACUCCUCGCGCCUCCAAUGAGGCUCGUCAGAGGCUCAUCUCUCUUAUGUCUGGAGAGCUGCAGAGGAAGAUAGGGCUCAAGGUACUGGAGAUGGGCGGGAAUGCAGUGGUGGGCUAUUUGCAGUGUUUCGAUCUGGAGGGAGAGUCAGGCCUGGUGGUCCGAGCCAUAGGCACUGGCUGCACACUGGACAAAGUCAGCUCCGGGAGUGCCCCGAACACCAACACACACGUGCACCCAAACACAGCCCCUGUUACCAAUGCCUGCAAUUCCCCUUCUAAGGAUGGAAAGGAGCCGGUAUUUGCUGAGGAUCUGCCCUCGUUCUCCGGCCCGCCUACCCCUUUCAGAGCCCUCCCCACCUCCUCCUCCUCUCCUCCCCCCUUCUCUCCAUCCAAGCCAUGCAGCCGCCAGUCCUCAUCAUCAGACACAGACCUCAGUUUGACGCCCAAGACGGGUAUGGGCAGUGGGGGCAGUGCCGGGAAGGAGGCGGGGCCUCUGAAGACCCUUCUCAGACAACAGACGCAGACAGCUCUUGAACAGAGGGAGUUCCCAUUCUUCACUUUGACAUCUUUCCCACACGGUUUUCUGGUCCAUGUCGGCGGAGUGGUCAGCGCUCGCUCUGUCAAACUACUCGACCGAAUACACAACCCUGCCUUGGGUAACACACGCUCAUACAAACUGCUAGACUGGAAUAGUAUCACUGCAGGUAUUUCCCCCCUUUUACUGCUCUCACCCACAGGAGAGAUGGCAGCUCAACUGUGUCGUUUAAAGAAGAAAGCCCAGGGUGAAGUGAAUGCAACAGCCAUCUCCAACCUGCUGCCUUUUAUGGAAUACGAGUUGCACACUCAGCUGAUGAACAAACUGAAGCUGCGGAGCAUGAAUGCUCUUUUUGGCCUACACAUACAGAUCAGUGUCGGCGAGAACAUGCUCCUGGGUCUGGCUUCUGCUACAGGAGUGUACCUCACAGCUUUGCCUGCACCGGGGGGAGUUCAGAUUGCAGGGAAGACCCCUGGCGACCUGAGUAAUGAGCACCACAUCCUCACCAUUCAGAAAAGGAUCAACGACUCUAUCGCCAAGAAUAAAGAGCUUUAUCAAAUUAACCCUCCGGAACUGACGGAGGAAGUGGUGGGUUCUCCGAUCCCAGAGCCGAGGCAACGAUCUAGACUUUUUCGCUCGCACUCGGAGAGCUCAGAUGAACUGUCAGAACUGGACCUCUCCCAUGGCAAAAAGGAUGCCUUUGUCCUGGAGAUUGAUGACACUGAUGCUGUGGAGGACAUCCACUCCCUCCUCACUGAUGCCAGCCCCCCGUCAGGUUUCUACAGCUGCAACACUGAGAUCAUGCCUGGGAUUUUUAACUGGACUUCAGGAGUGCAGAUGUUUACAUCAGUGAGGGUCUUUAGGUUGAGUAAUGCCAAUCUCACUAACCAAGGCUUGAACAAGAUCUUCACUGACCUAUGUGAGAAUCUGCUAAAGAGUUUUUACUUCAAGUUGCGCUCCAUGAUCCCCUGCUGUCUCUGUCGUCUCAACUUCACUGUAGCAGUGCCAGAAGAAGAACUCAUACAGGUCGCAGUGACAGCAGUUGCCAUGACGUUCGACAGGGACCAGGCGUUAGAGAAGCCAGCAGACAAGCCUUUUACCAAAGGAUGCAGUGAGACUGAAGAGCAGCUGCAGUUUCAAAUGGAGUUGUGCGCAGACUCAUCAGCCAUCAACACUCAGCCCUCAUCUAAAAUCUCAGUCUCAUCUUUGGAGCGCAGCAGUCCCUUGCCUGAGGGACGCUCCCGCUCGCUGCGCUCCACCCGCUCGUUUGGAGGCAGCUCGGUCACUGUGGUGAAGAUGACGCCACUCUCCUUCCUUCCGGGGACACGCAUCAUUAAAUAUCUUGGGAUCAUCAACAUGUUUUUUAUCAGAGAGACAACGUCAUUACGGGAGGAAGGUGGUGUUAGCGGCUUCCUGCACUCUUUCAUAGCAGAGGUGUUUGCGAUGGUUCGAGCUCAUGUUGCAGCCCUGGGAGGUAACGCAGUCAUGUCCUACAGCAUGAAAGAGUGUGUGUUGAUGGAAAAUCCAAACAAGAACCAGGCUCAGUGCCUCAUCAAUGUUAGUGGCGAUGCUGUCAUCUGUGUCAUUGAAACAGACCAGGAGCCCAUGCCCUCCACAAUAGGUACCGGACAGACCUGUAGUAGCGGAGCUGAUGGGGCUACAUGACAAUGAAACGCUGGCCUCACUGAGUCUGCAGGACACACAAUCUGAGUGAACACAACCGUCCAAAUGAGUCACUUAUGUCUGCCUUAAAUCUCUGUAAAAACAUCCAAAGGUUUGGCCAUCAGUAACAAAGAGCUAGUAUUCACACACUCAAAGAUAUUCAGUCUGUAUUAAAAUAGGAGUCUAGGAUAUUUCUCUUUCUUCUUCUUUCCGUUAAACAUCAGCCAAAGGACCCCUCUGCAUCUGAUUUCUGCCUGUGUAUUACAGCCGUCCAUAUGGGGGUCACCCACAGCUACAGUACAUUUGCCCAUUCCUUCUUUCUGUGUGUCGCACGAGUGACACGAGAGGCAGCUAUGACUGAUCUGUCCAUCAUUAGAUCACAGGAGACAGUAAAUGGACUUGCCAAAAGAGACAGUUUAUCCAUCAAAUAAAUAAAACACAGUCAGACUCUCCUGCAGUGUUCAACUUUGUCUCGGGUGACGUGCAGAUCACCCAUCUGUCCAUUUCUGAGCUGACAGAUAAAGGCUAUGUCUGGCAGAACAUAUUACAAAUUUCAAUUAAACAAAUAAAUAAAAUAAAACUACCUGGAAUAUACAUUUUGAAGGUCAUGUAGGUGAAUCAGUGAUGCAGUGUCUAAAUCUGAUGUUGUAUUGAUUUUUAAGAUGGAUAUUCUCUGAACCAGUGUCCAAAUUUCUUUUAGAAAGUGUCAAAAAUUAAAGCCACAACCUUAUUUCUAUUUCUGGUAUCAAACAGGCCAUGAUUACAGGCAUAAUGUGCACAUAUUUUUGUUCAGUAAAAAUGUUCUUUUUACAACAGCCAUUACAAUGAACCUUAGUCACUGUUUAAUAAACUAAAACAGUUUUUGUUGCUGAAAAGCUAAUGACAUAAUGUAUAUGCCUUUCUAUUCACUUAGAUGUGGGGGACGGGUAUAAAAGAAACAGACAUGCAGCCUUAGAUACAAGCUGUGGCCCUUUGCAGUCGAGCAAUGACAUUUCAUGGAAUAAAAUCAUUUUGGCUGAAUUUCAUCUGUAGCUGUUGAGUUUUCUGGCUCAAAUUUUACAUCCUUUACCAAGGUCUCAUGCUUUGGCAUUCCCAAGUCCCAAAUAACAGUCCUGCUCCUGAUCUGUCCUCCGACGUUCACGUCCAAUGCUGGAAAAGAAAGCUUCUCCUCGUGUAGAUGCCACCUGAAAAUAAACUGUGUAAAUGUUCUCUAAAAUCAGAUUUGAGUAUUUUUGUAACAUAAGUCUAAUGAAAUCUACUGUGCUCUUUGCUUGUGCAAUGAUGUUUUGAAUCACUGUGUCAGAGAAUUAGCGGUACUCUAAUCUGUUCGUGUGAUCAGCAGUUUGUGACCAGCUCCUUAUUUUUGUGUCGAAAACUUGAAUGUACAUAUUUUGGAUGCUUUUGUUUUCUGACUCGCAGCAGGCAGACCCACUUUUUAUUGCCAUGAAUCUGUAUGCUCACCUGGUAUGUCUUGCACAAUAAACUCAGUCAAUCCAA